GGUUAUUCUUCUGCGUGCUUUGGGUUGCCUUUGACUUACAAAACUCGGGGUUUGCCCCCCCGAAAUUGUCAAAAUGAUGUAUAUGCCUCUCCAUACCUAUAAUAUGCAUACGGAAGCCAGAAUGACACAAAAAGAAGAAUAUGCUUAAUAUAACCGGCCUUGUCACUGUGCCAGCAGAUUUGUGAUUCCGAUACCGACCCACCUGCCAACGAUCAAAUUCGACUACACCCACUUCGGCAUCAAGCAAUUUAUAUUCCACUCAUCCUCUGAUAUACUAGCUUGAACCUGGCAUCCUCUUGAUACCGUCUUGUUUUCAUUCUUUUGGUUCAUUUGCUACCGUCUGUAAAUUGAGCAGAGCCAUGGACCCUCUCGUGGCCGCAGAACUGGAAAAGUUCGACGAUAGUGUGGCAUUCCGUGCUCGGCCACAACAUGUCCACCACACUUGGGCGCGCACAUUUUCGUCCCUCCCAGAGCUUUUCAUCCAACCCGAGUCUUUGCCUGAAGUUGAAAAAGUUGUGAAUCUGGCGCGAAGAUGCCGUCGGCGUCUAGUGACGACUGGUUGUGGCCAUUCGCCCUCCAAUAUCACUUGUACAUCCAGUUGGCUCGUCAACCUGGACAACUUCAACAGGGUACUCUCGGUGAACAAAGAAACGGGUGUUGUUACCAUGGAGGGUGGAAUCAGGCUUUACGCCCUCUGUGAAGAGCUCGAGAAGCAUGGACUCACGAUGCCAAAUCUUGGAAGCAUCAAUGAGCAGUCUAUUAGUGGCGCUAUCUCAACAGGUACCCAUGGAAGCAGUCUACGCCAUGGACUGAUGUCCGAAGAUGUCCUCUCUCUUAAGGUUACAAUGGCAGAUGGAACUACGGUGUACUGCUCUAAAGACACCAAGACGGACCUUUUCAGAGCUGCCCUUCUUUCUCUUGGCGCUAUUGGUAUCAUUACCGAAGUUUCCUUCCAGGCAGUUCCAGCCUUUACUCUGAAGUGGGAACAGAGCAUUGACACAGACUACAAGAUGUUUGAGUCUUGGAACCGAAACCUAUGGACACAGAGUGAAUUUGUCAGGGUCUGGUGGUUCCCCUACACAAGACGUGCAGUGGUGUGGCAGGCAGAACAAACCGACGAGGAACACCGCGACCCUCCUCAGAGUGGGUAUGACGGCUCAAUCGGCUACUAUGUCUACCACAAUCUUCUCUAUCUUGCCCAACACGUUCCGCGAAUCCUGCCAUGGGUUGAGUGGUUUGUCUUCGGUAUGCAGUAUGGCUUUCGGAAUGGAACCACUUCAUCAGCUGUUCAACCAAGCCGCAAAGCACUGCUCAUGAACUGCCUAUAUUCCCAGUUUGUUAACGAGUGGGCCAUCCCUCUUGAUAAGGGCCCCGAGGCGCUCCGGAGACUGAGCUCUUGGCUUAACCACUUGUCUCCUGAUGACCCUGAUUACGUUCCUCACGACAUCCCCUUCUCUGCGGACGGUCUUUACGUCCACGCACCUGUCGAAGUGCGCGUAAGUGACACCACUCUCACCUCGAACGUACGGCCAUACCUCGAUAUCACUGUUGAAAACGGACCUACAUUGUACCUCAACGCAACACUAUAUCGCCCCUAUCUCAUGGACCCUCCUUGCCACGAACGAUACUACGAGGCUUUUGAGUGGCUGAUGAAAGACCUUGGAGGUCGACCGCACUGGGCCAAGAAUUUUAGAACCACUCGGUCUGAGAUUGAAGCGUUCUAUGGAAAGCAACUUGAAUCGUUUCGAGCCAUACGCAACGAUGUUGACCCUCAGGGCAUGUUUGUCGGGCCAUGGCAUCGAGAAACAAUUAUGGAGAAUGGCGAGGGUCUUGAAUUGGAAGAGGUUGAGAUUCGAAGAGAGAAGAACCGCACAGGAGGUGUCACCACGUUUGGAAUCAUUUGAUAGCGUAACCCGCCACAACAAUAGGUCAUGGGAAUUAGAUAUAUCGCUUGCCACAUGGCCCAUCAAAAACGACUUCAAUAUCGGGAAUUGUGAUGUGAUCCGGACGGCCUAGGCAGCAUGCCGCCCCCAUCCACUUGAUGAUCGAGAACGGGAAUCAAGUAUUAAUAUUAAAACCACUCGCUUAAUUUGUCACAUAUCCGUCUGAAAGAGGAAGAAAAAAAAAAGGAUGCCAGUGUAGUGACUUCUAGAAGAAUACGCGGCACAGCCCACCAAUCACAAGUAACAUUGCAAAGUGUUCUGCAUUAGAUUUGUCGGUAGCCAGCCUUCUCAUCGAUAUGUCGGUAGCGUUCGCGCUCCUUGCGGUCCUUGAGCAGACAUGCAAUGCACAAGAUAAAGAUAGCAUCGAUACCUAUAUGUGGGAAAUUAGUUUGCAAUGUUUCGGCGCACAAUUGCGCAAGAAAUGAAAACUUGAACUCACCAACGAUUCCAAACAGAACAGUAAAAAUGCUGUCGAUAUGUAGGUUUGCAAAACUUGAGAUUGAUGCCGCACAGCCACGUAGCAGCGCUGCACUUGCAGGACUGCUGCAAGUCGAAUCCAUCACAAAAGCCGGAGUUGUGCUAUUGAAAUAACCACAACACUGAAACUGUAAGGAUUCGGGUUAAUACGUCUCGUGGUGUCAGAUGUCAGUGAAACUUACCGAGUCCUGGAUCAAGCUCUGUACGUCUGGCUCUUGGUCGAUGUAGAUAUUGAAAAAUUGCUCACUCAUCCUCAACGUCAUAACCCAGAGGAACACAGCCACACACAUAGUGAAUAUCGCGCACACUGUCAC
This is a messenger RNA of Fusarium verticillioides 7600, 2734 nucleotides long. RefSeq names its product D-arabinono-1,4-lactone oxidase. Gene Ontology annotation, cellular component: membrane; mitochondrion. The transcript has a single exon. The record is from RefSeq and is a predicted model, not a curated record. Bases 360 to 1904 code for a protein of 514 amino acids. NCBI's taxonomy places the organism in Eukaryota, Fungi, Ascomycota, Sordariomycetes, Hypocreales, Nectriaceae. Gene Ontology annotation, molecular function: FAD binding; D-arabinono-1,4-lactone oxidase activity.